AUGGACUCAUCAUGGGUCCCAGGGGCCCUGGUCGGGCAACAAGAACCUCAGUUCAAGCAAUCAUUUGAGGAUUUGCCAUUGUGGUGGCCCGACUUCAGCUGUAGUGGGAAUAUGGUGAGGGCAAUUCAAAACAUAUACAAAUAUAGGGACUGCAAUAACAAUGGAAACUUCACGGCCAAUAGUAAUUAUGCUGAGAACCGCCGCCUCCUCCUAAACUCUCUCCCCUCCAAUGUCACAGCCGAGGACGGGUUCUCCUCGGGAAGCCUCGGCACAAGCCCCGACACAGUCUAUGCCCUCAGUUUCUGCAGUGGCGGAGACCUUCCAGCACAAAACUUGACAGCCUCUGUGAACUCCACAUCCAUGGGACUAAGGGAAAGCUGCCCAUAUCAAAAGCAAGGCGCCGCAUUUGAAGGUGAUUUCUGCAUCUCUCGUUAUUCAAACAGCCCGACCUAUGAGAUCCUCAACAUUAGUAUAGAUAUGAUGGUUUGCGACAUGAUGGAUCUGGACAUGAGCUGGGACAGUUUCAACAAAACUUGGUGGAAUCAUAUGGAAUGCCUCACCAUGAGGGCCUCAAAGGGGUCUACUAGGCUUAAGUUUGCCACAGGGGAAGCCAGUCUGCCCUUGACUCCCCAUACUAUUUAUCCAUUCCUUCAGUGUAACCUCAACCUAUCAGAGAGUGAUUGCCUCAGGUGCUUGAUUCAUUCAAUUAGUGAUUAUCAGAACUGGUGCCGAGAUAAUUCAGGAAGGGUCGUUCGCUGGUCAAGUUGUUAUUUGCGGUGGGAUCUAUACUACUUCUAUGUGUACUCACGGCCCCUCCACCACCAUCUCCACCGCCACCACCCUCACCACCACCUCCUCCAGGUGCUCCUCUGCGCGCAUUUCAUUUUGUUUGAAUUCCUUUUCUCUAGCUUUAGAAAAAAUUCAUCCAAAGGAAGGUGA
Messenger RNA from Punica granatum (pomegranate), 939 nucleotides. The record is from RefSeq and is a predicted model, not a curated record. NCBI's taxonomy places the organism in Eukaryota, Viridiplantae, Streptophyta, Magnoliopsida, Myrtales, Lythraceae.